UGGCUGUGCUGUGCUGUUCUGUCGUAUCAAAACAAUUCCCGCAAAUCCACCGCAAUUGGUUGGAUGUGGUGAAAAUUACGUUCAAAAAUCAUCAUCCGCUCAGCGACAACUACUGUAAGCUGCACGCUAGGCUUUGAGUCACACUCUUCACUCUCGCCAGCUGCUCAACAUCCUCCACACAAGUGUGAUCGAGGCCCGCUGACGUGAUCAAGGCCACGGUCAGCAAGCACGCAGAGAGCAAAUAUGCAACCAGCUGACGGAUUAUGUAACGCCAGAGAAAUGACAACCGAUGGCUCAACGAACAGCACCAAGACGAAUCGAAAGAACGGCUCCAGACAUCCACGCGAGUGUCUGGAGCAUGUUCCCCUGUUCCGGUGGCUGAAAGAACUCGGAUGGCGAAACGAAACAGCGUUACGAAUAGCGACGUUCGAGCGCACCGGGAAGGGACUGUAUUCGCGGCGAUCGAUCGCUGGUGGGGACUGCAUCAUAGCACUGCCAUUCGAAGCGUUGAUCGGCUGGAACACGAUCGAGAAGGAUGAAGAGUUCAGGGCCAUGUUCAACGGCGAAACCAUCGGCCAGCGCGAAGCCAGCGAGAAGAUUCCCUUUCAAACGCUGUUGGCCUUCUACCUCUGUGCACAGGAGCACAAGAAGAACCCAAGGACUGAAGCGUAUUUGCAGGCGCUACCAAAGACGUUCUCCAAUCCUUACUUUUGCUCCAAAGCGGAACUGUUGCACUUUCCCGAGGUGCUGUUGAGAACAAUGGUUGAGCAGAACCAGCAAAUUAAUGUGGCAUUUGAAAGAAUCGUCACCGCUCUGCAUUCCCAGUGGCAGGGCGUAUUUGAACUGGAGCGCUUCAAGUGGGCAUUCUUUGCGGUAAACACCCGGAGUGUGUACGUGGACCCGGAGGUUACGCGAAUGAUCAACAGUUUCCUACCCGCCGGCACCCUAUUCGAAGACCUUCUCUCCGACGACCCAUCGAUGGCGCUUGCACCAUUGCUGGACUUUUUCAACCAUCAUGCGCGCACCCAAACGAAAAGUGGCCUCUCACUUACGACACGGCAAGUUCAGCAUCGGCUGAGCAAAGGGAAACCGUUGGAUCUGUGGUACACGCUUCGCACGCACGCCGCCCAUCCGGCCGGGCGGCAAAUUUUCAUCGACUACGGCACGCACAACAACACCAGUUUGCUGCUGGAGUACGGAUUUACGGUUCCCGAUAAUCCGGACGAUUUCUUCGAACUCACGCUGGACGAUAUCAACGCGUUCAUCAAGCACGACCCCGAACUGCGGUGCUUGCGAUUGCCGCGCGAAAAGUACCGGUUCAUUGGCGGACAUCGGCUCGCCGAACAGCUGUUCUUCGUUGAGGACGAUCUGCUGAGCCACAACCUGUCCGUCUGUUUGACGAUCCUCUUCGUGGAGCAAAACGUUCACCACCUGCGGGCGAUCGCAUUCGCCUCGACCCCUCCACUGGGGCCGAUCCGAGCGAUCGCGCUUCGGUUGCUCGAUUUCGUGGCGUUGCAAAUGAACCGAUCGAUUGCGGGCCUCAGUUCGCUGGCUUCGCUCACGCCUGCGGCGAUCGCGUAUCGAGAGUACGGAUGGGAGGGUGUCCGAUUUUUGAAUAAAAUCAAAAGCAAAUUUUAG
Molecule: messenger RNA, 1638 nt
Organism: Anopheles cruzii
Lineage: Eukaryota; Metazoa; Arthropoda; Insecta; Diptera; Culicidae
Product: SET domain-containing protein 4
Exons: 2
Coding region: 244-1638 (464 amino acids)
Biological process (GO): peptidyl-lysine monomethylation; peptidyl-lysine trimethylation; peptidyl-lysine dimethylation
Molecular function (GO): histone H3K4 methyltransferase activity; transcription coactivator activity; histone H3K36 methyltransferase activity
Source: RefSeq, a predicted model, not a curated record